AAGUGCUUGAUUUUUCUACCUUGACGAGAUUAGGAGGGGAGCAGGAGGGACGGGGAUUGCGGUGAUAAACAAACACACGCAGUUUUCUCGCUGCUGUCUACUCACCGGCUGACUUUCAGGAGAGCUGACCUUCACAGAGUCAGCUUCGGCGUCCGACCCGGUUAAAAUAUCCCGGACUUAAACAGGAGAAAAACCCGGAUCUGAUCCCCGCUCUCCCUACCUCCCCCCCAGCACCAAGAGUCGGCUUAUGUGACACAUUAACGUCCCGCCAGCGAACCAAGCGAACAUGACGGAGCUGAGGAAGCGAGGUGGAGGCGGAGGAGACCCUGACAGCACCGACAAUAUCAGCGACAAAGUAAGGCGAGCAGAAACAGGCCCACAUUGACCGGUCUGACGCCGAAAACGUCAGCCUGAGGACCGGUUCGACUGGCUGUGGGAGCCGCGGGUCUGUCAGGUUAAGCGGGAGGGGGGGCGGGGGGGCUAGUUAGUUAGCUGCUGUAAUCCUGCUGCAACAUCAACACGGCCACGGAAACGCACUGUUCGCUGAGGCGUUUAGGGACUCAGCGCGGCUGGGAAUGUCACGAUAUUUCCAUUUGCUGUCAGUUAACACACGAAGAACUGUUAAGGCAGGUUAUUCUGUGUCAGGGGUAGAGCCGGAUUGGAGCAGGUGAAUGGUCGCAGUAGGACAGGUGAAAGGCUGGAGGCCUCAGGUGAACGUUGGGAAGCUUUACAUAGUGACUUUUAGAGUUCUAAAAAAGCCUGUUUGUGGUGUUUUUUCAACCUCUCUUUUGCAUUUGAACUACCAGAAUAUAAAGCAGAAGCAGUGUGGGUGUUGCAUAACUGAAAUAGUUUAAAUACUUUGCUCUGAAUAGCUAAACCAGCAGAGUUCAGUAAACCAGUAAAAUAUUGACUCAUCAUAGUUAGGCAUGUCUCAGUGGUUCACGCAUCCCUGGUUAAAUGGACAUAAGCUGCUAUAAUCAGGUCAGAGAGCUACAGAUGAAUAUGUAGCUGUAUAUCUAGGUUUGAACAGGUAAAUCACAACUCCAGAAAAGGUGAGAGAGUGUGAUAGAUGAUAAGUGGCUCAGGUGAACACAGCACAUUAUUUAACCAUUUUAUUUUAGUGUUUUCUGCUGCUUCCUUUUUUACUCUCAAGACCACAAAGUUAAGAAAUACAUGAAGACAUUAAAGCCCAGCCUUCAAACUGGAUUGUUCUAUCUUCUGAAAAGGGAACCUUCUGUGGUUCAAAAUGCUCUUUCACUCUCAGACAAAAUUAUUUAACAUCCUCAAACCCUAAAGUAAGAUGUUUCCCUGACUACAGUGAAGGGGUCUUUUACACUUGUUGCCACACAUCAUCAGAGAGGAGAUGAAGAAGAAGCAGCAGCUGCUAGUGAGCUAGCUUUAACAGUUACACAUGCAGCAGAGGGUUGUGGCCUGGAGUUGAACCAGCAACUUCUGCACAUGCUUGUUAAUGCUGCAGGAUCAGUGGAUUGUUCAAACCCCUCUUACUGUGCAGCUUCAAUGUCUUUCUUUCACACUGGGCUCCAUAAAAAAAACAGAUCAUAUGGAGGCAGCUAACUGCUGAUUUGUUGCUCAGUGGCACUGAUGGCAGGUCGAACACGUCCACUCUCUAAAAAAGCUGUGUUUUGUUCUCAGCUCAGGCUCUGUUGCUAACAAACAACUUCAACAAGUUUCGGGCUCUUUUGCAGUCAGUCUUCCUGAUCUGACCCCUGAGAAGAGAGCAGAACAUUUUUUCAUUAUUGAGAUUUUUUCUUCUCAGACAGCAAAAUUGCAGAUCCUUCUGUGUUUCCUGUGUUUAAUAAUCUGUGAGAGUCCACACUCUUUGGUAAUGCUUUGGGAUGAAAGUAAAUUAAGAGUCAGGACAGGUGUACUUUUUUGUUUUUAAGGUGUCCACAAACUUUCUCUCAAACCACAUUCACUUAACUUUAUUUAACAUCCAGGGCUGCAUGAUGAUUUAGUGAGAUUCAAUUUAUAAUGGACAGCACUCUCAGCAGUGUCCUUACCAAUCAAAAUUCAAUGCAUUUCUUCAAAAGUGCAAAGACUAACCACUGUCACUGCAAACUUCAGGCGUAUUUCUUCACUCAGGUGAAUUCAUCAAACUUUCCUGACUCUGUGGCGAUAAUUUUGCAGUUUAAGCGCUGUCUCCCUCUUCAAUGUCACUGCACCUGAAUCCAAAAUAAUCCUGUGUAGCAGAUAUUGCAUCUUUUUCAUGCUUUUGCUUGCUGGUGUCUAUAUUGGUCAAUCUGCACUCUUGAGCUGGGUGGUCAUGUGACUAUGCAAACAUGCUGCACAUGCUCACAAACAUUCAAAGCAGCUCAUUGGAGUAAACAGACUCCAGCCAAUUAGAGACACAGAUGCAACUGGCAGCCUAAUGAUGUGCACAUCCUCAGAUGGUGAUUAGGUCUGCAGUUAGAUUUCUCAGCAGCACUUUUGAAAUCAACAUCUCUGUCAUGAAAAACAGUUGUCGUAGCAGCCCAUAGCUUACUGAAGUUCAUGAAGGUGAAUGGAUGGACAUGGAUGGAGGAGAUGCUGCAGUCCACAGGUUUCUUUGACCACAGUUAUCAUCAGCUGCAGCAUCAGCGUCAGUAAGAAUGCUGAGAGGAUAACAGUCAGCAUAAAAUACUACCUUUGAUAUUUGAUUGGUUCACUGCUGUUUAAUUGGCACACAUGUUGACGACCCUCUGUCAGAUUAGUCCCAGCAUGCAUCUGCAAGGUGUGACUGUAUUUUGAAAUGCUGCAGAGGCAAUGAAUCCCCUUAUGAAAGUUUUGAUCUGUGUGUUUGUUCGGAGAGAUGCUUCCUGGUUUAUGGACUCCAUGGAGGUUUUCCCUCCGAGUGUAAACACAGAUCUUAACACUUGUGCAGACAGUUUACAUCCACUCAUGUCUCUUAGUCCUUCCUCUUUGUUUCAAAGGUCAGACAGAGCCGGCCCCUCAUAGCACCUCCACCAGCCUGUCUAAUACAUGCAGAGGUCAUUGAGCAACAACCCCAACCACGCCCACAGAUUAUAAACCCCCCCCCCCGCUGCUGCUACAUGUCUGACACACUGAAGUUUACCUCUGAGCCCUCACAUUGACCAGCAUUUCCAAACAAGGAACAAGGAAUUAAAGCAUGUUUCUCUGCACAUUGUCAUUGGUGGUGUCAUUUUAUAGGCGUUGACCAAUCACAAUUUCUAAACAUCUGAUGAUCUGAAGAUCAGCUGAUGACCAAAAUACAACACCAGUAUCAUGUUAAACAACAGUUUGAUAUUAUUAAGAUAUCUCUGGUGAUGUGCGACUCAGAUAUAUGACAUCUGUCGAAUAAAAUGGCAUUGUGAAAUGUAUGUGAAGCCCUGCUGAUGUCAGAACAACGCUCAGUAGACUGUGACAGAGUCAGUGAAGUUGUUUGAGGAUGGGGAGCUUGCGUCAUGAAGGACCUACAGUGUGUAAUUCAGCCAGGGGAGUUUUUGAAGUUACAACACCUCUGUGAAGGGAGGUGUUUCUUUGCAAACACUGAAGGACAAUAAAGCUGCUGCAGGUCAUUAUAGGGGUCUGGUUGAAUCAAAGCUGAAGGCAGAAAAGCUCAAACUGCUGGUUUCUAAAGACAUGCAGUCUCCUUGAGUGUUUUUCUGCAUCCUCAGACCCUCUAAACUUCAGACUCUGGUCCUGAUUGUUGAGCAACUGGAUCUAAACUGGAUGCUGUUAACUGUCAAAUGGUUGGGUUGCAUCAUGUUGGUCCUCUUUGUGCAACAUCCAGAGACUGACUGACAGUUUUAGUUCACUGGACACUCACAGACUAAAAACAGAAGACUGAAACACACACACACACACACACACACACACACACACACACACACACACACACACACACACACACACACACACACACACACACACACACACACACAAAUGCAUUUGUUAUUUGGCCUUUUGGACACUCAGUACCUUGCUAGCCACCAUUAGACACAUUUUGUUAUCGGCACCUCCUCCAUUGAGUCUGCAUUUUGCUGGCUGUUGAGGACCCCCCUUCCCUUGAUCACAUGACAAGGAGUCAUGAGAAACAUGACUGGACUGAUUCAAGUAGGGACAUUAUGGGGGCUGAGCGGUGAGCCGUGUUUACAUUGAGAGAAGUAAAGAAAACUUCCGAGGCUCAGAUCAAAGUUUCAUAGUGACACAUUUAUCGGCUCUAUGUUCCCAUUUAAAACCCUUUGGCAUUAAUUCAAGAGAAAUCUUUAACUUUCUGCUGCUUGACACCGAAUGUGUCUUCUUCAUUUGUAAUCCUCAUUGACCUUCACACACCCUGCUCCUCUUUGACGUUUUAGUUUCCACAUCACUGGGGUCUGUCCAGGUUCAAGUGCAGCCGGCUCAGUUGUUGGUUCCUCUUUAAAUCAACUUCUCUUCUCUUGCUGAACUGACACUAGACCAGAGUGAAAUUUAAUGAAGGAACAUACUGCUAAAGGAAGCUGAAGUGAAGCGUCUGCUUGAACUCGUGUUUACAGUCAAACUGAGACUCACCACAAACAUAAAUGAGGGACCUGGAAGGGUCCAGGUCACCUCUCUUUGGACAUGAACUCCUACGUUUCUACAUGGGCUGGUCUGAACAGUUGGCUGUUAGAGGCAUGUUUGUGUUUAGGUUGAGGAAUUAGGUUUAGGAAUGAGAAGACAUUCAGAGCAGAGUGUUAUGAGUGUAUUUGUGUCUGAGGUUAGAGAAUCACUCUGUUGUGUCAGAGUGUGCAGAAACACCCAAACAUGAGGCGUAGCUAAAGCAGUGUGUGGUUAAAAAAAAAAAAGACACAUACAUCAAACACUGCUAAGACGUCCCACACAGACAGACACACACCCGUUUACAGCCUCCCUGACUUAUCUCCAGGCCAACGGUCGCCAUCAUUAAUUACUCACACUAACUCAGCAGUGUGUGUCGAGAUCCUCCUCCAUGCUGCGCCAUGUAGCUGGACAGUCAGCGGCUGCUUGAGACUCCACAUGACAGCUGACCUUGGUGGGCUGUCUGCUGACCGGCUGGAUGUCCAGCAGCAGCAGCGGCGGCCCCGGUGGCGAUGGCAGCAGCAGUUGGUUUAAUGCUCUGCUGAUCCUGCUCAGAAAGAUCCUUGACAGCAGAGUCUGUGCAGCUUCACACCAAGAGAGUCUGCAUCCAUAUAACCUCUGUGAGUCUGUGUUUUAACCUCCAACUCAGAAAGGGCAGCAUAAGCUCUGCAGCUGUGGAGAUAUGAACAUAUAUUUGGGAUGUUUUUGUUUGACAUCUCCUGAUGAUGAAUAUUCAGUGGAUUAUCUGUCUGUGUCUCGAAGAAGCACACAAGACAUUUAAUAAAGCUAAACAAAGUCAGACGCUGCAGCCGACAGCAUGCAGUCAAACUAUUGUUGUCAUGCAGAAGAGUGUAGCUCACUAAAUGACAUGGGUGACGACUGUGGCAUAGUGAACAUCCUAACCUAACAGACAGUAUAAUGCCAGUUUGCCAGAUGGUACUAAUCUCUGUCAGGAGUCUGUUUCAGCCACAUCAAACAGGAUUAGCAUGGAUCCUUGAAGAGUCAUAGAAAGUCUUAACUUGGAUUUUCAAAAUUUAAGGUCUAAAAAGUCAUUAUAUACUUAGGUGGAAUUAGAUGGAGCAUGUCUGAAUACAAAAUCAAAUCCCUAAUGUCUGGAUGGCAUCAUAUCAAAUAUUCUUCUUCUUCGUAUUGUGGAUUUGUGUAUACAUGAACAAACCACGAACCAGAGAAGGAAAAUGAAAUAAGAGCAUGCACACUUAAGACAAUAAUGCACUUUAAGGAUGAAAAACAGUGAAUGAAUGAUUUGAAGAUGCAGAAACUUAAAAACAUUGCGUUGAUAUAGACUUUGACAAUGUUCCUGAUGACGCUGGGUUUCACAUGACGUGCUACCAGCGAUUUAUUUGCAAAAGGCGUUUGAGAAACAAGAACGUGAUGCAGCCGCGGGUCAGUCAAACCCCUUCAGCCAGCAUCACCGAUGCAUCCACGUCCACGGCAUCUGAAACUCCACGAAAGAAACUUCGCUCGAGGUCAUAGGCUGUAUUGGGACAACGGAAAAAGUGCCUAGAAAGUGAAUUUUGUUCAACUACGCUGGUGCUACUUGUUCAAUGCAUUUUUGCAUAGACAAUACCAUUCUGGACUUUGGGUUAAAAUAUCUACUCAGACUAUCUGUCCGACUUUUGUCACCAGCCAGAAGUGAGUAACCCAAAAAACAAUUAUAUGGUGCUGCUGUUUUUGCUUGUAGAAACUGCUAUGUUGAUUCUGGCAAGACAAAAUCUUUCUCAAAUAUCAUAAAUACAUCUACCUAACACCUGAAACAGUUAUUGGUGCCUUAGUAUACGCAUAAGUGAAUUCAGAUUAUGAAAUGUAGCAAAUUUCUUGAAGAAAACGUCUCAACUCAAGUGAUUUGCACCCAGCACAAUGAAAUAUAUACAGUAAAUUUAGCUAUGUUUAGCUUAUGUUUCAUACAUAAAAAUGACACAACCUACUGUGUAAUAAAAGCAAUAAAAUAUAAACAGCACAUCAUGGCCAUAAAUGGCUGAAAGUCAAUCAAAUUGCUACCAUGCCCCCCAAAAUUGGAAUAAUGGAAAAAAUGUAACAAGACAAAAAUAAAUGCACAAAAGGUCUGAAUUAAUUCAAUAUAUGGUAUAAAACAUGUAUUCAAGUAUUACAGUGUCAAAACAGCUGACAUUUAUCAAUUCCUCCAGAAUAUGAAAAUAAAGAUCAAAACACAAACGCAGACAAAUCAUAAUAAACAUCUCAAAUCUCGGUGUAGCAAUCCUUUAAACAAAACAAAUUGCACAUGGUGACAUGGUGCGUAUAUUACGCAUCACUAUCACUUUCAUCAGAGUCAUCAUCCCAUACAGCUCUUUUUUCAGUUUCCUUUGAAGCAUUCUCACAUGCUUGGCACCGACAUAAAUCUGUACAAGGUAGUCUUGCAGACAUACAAGAACAUCGUUCAGUCUCACAUUUGGUUGUCUUGCAACUACAGUGGACAAUCUGCAAAACACUAUCAGGGGCAGGAUUUGUAGUCAUCCAUGUCACUGCCAACUCCAUAUCCACCGACAGAUUUAUCUAGGCACUUUGUCCCAAAUACAGCCUAAUUUAAAGACAAAGUUGAACAACUAGUUCAUUCUAUCAUUGUCGGGGUACCAGAAAAUUUCUGGGUUUUUAACACACAUUUCCGUAAAUAAAACUUUCCUCUUCCUGCUUUCCUCUCACCUCCUCCUGCUUCUCUCCCUGCUCCCCUCUUCCCACUCUACUCCUCCUGCUCCUCUUCCUGCUCUUCUCUCUCCCCCUCCUGCUCCUCUCCCUGCUCUCCUGUCACCUCCUCCUUCUCUUCUCCCAGCUCGUCUCUCUACUCCUCCUGCUCCUCUUCCUGCUCUUCUCUCUUCUCCUCUUGCUUCUCUCCCUGCUCUUGUCUACCUGCUCUCCUCCUCUUACCUCUUCUUGCUCCUCUCUCUCCUCCUCCUACUUUCCUCUUCCUGCUCUCAUCUCACCUCCUCCUGCUUCUCUCCCUGCUCUCAUCUUCCUGCUCUCCUCCUCCUGCCCCUUUCUCUACUCUCCACUCUCCUCCUCCCGCUCCUCCUCCUGCUCCUCUCCCUGGUCUCCUCUCUCCUCUUCCUGCUCCUUUCCUGCUCUUCUCUCUUCUCCUCCCACUCUUCUUUUUGCCCUUCUUUCUUCUUUUCCUGCUCCUUCUCCUGCUCCUCUCCCUGCUCUCCUCUCUCCUCCUCCUGCCCCUCUCCCUGCUCUCCUCUCUCCUCCUCCUGCUCCUGUCCCUGGUCUCCUCUCUCCUUCUCCUCCUGCUCCCCUACCUGCUCUCCUGGUGUUGUGAUAUUUAUUCAAUCCUGCUGUAUUCUGAACUUUUGGAGAUGUGAGAGUUUGAAGUUGAUGCUAAGAAGAGUUGAUAUUAAAUGAUAAAGAAGCUCAUCUGUCUGGAUAUGCACAGUGUUUGAUUUUUGCAGAAAUCCACCAUGUUGAUAUUUUUGAACUCAUGUUAGCUGAGUAAAUCCAGGUAAAUCAUUAGCCCCCUGAAGGUUGCAUCUCCAACCCUGUUGACAGGCUGGUUGUUUUCUUAUUAAGCUCCAUUAUUUUUGGUUGUCGGCUUUGGGGAAGGACUGACAGGUUUUUUGUGGCGCUGCUUGAACGAAAACAUGCAGACGUCUGGUGUAGACAGAGAGUUUUUGGAUGAAGCUGCUCUCAUGUCACAUGUUCUGCUCAGUUUGCAGCUCCUUUGUGUUUACCUGUAACGCUCGCAUACUCUCAUCUCCCAGACUGGUUGGACCUCAUAGCAGGAGCUGCUCAGUUAGUGCGCACACUCACAGCGUGCCUGACCCCAAGGUACUUGCAUAGCAGUCAGCAUACUUGACUAAAUGAAGCAAAGAUUAAGAGUGUUUGACGUUUAGAUUAACAGGCUUCAGCACAUUCACACAGAUUAGACCCUAAUACUGCAGAUCUGCAUGUAACACAUGAGUAUCAAAGCUUAGGCCUGCUCCACGCUGCAGGGAGAGUUAAUGUACUGCAGUAAACGGAAGUUUUCCUUCUGCAGACCACCUCAUCUGUCAACAAGAGGUCAUAGAAGAUCUGUGGAAAAGUCCAAUCGUUUCUUCUUUUCAGAAAGAUACAAACCUGACCAGGUAGCAGCGAGUUCUGCAGGCUCUUGUCUGCACUGAUCUGAUCACUACUGCUGCAGACUGGGCUCACACAGGUGCUGCUGAUAACUAUCUCAGCCUCUCUGUAGGUGCUCUGCUUGAUGUUAGGUUCCUGUAUUGUUUUUGUCUUUACUCAGGUGUGUAACAGAGGGUAGAUUAUCUGCAGGGGUGUUCCUGGAAUCAAACAAAGAAAGAAAAUAAACCUGCAAACAAAUGAGUAGAUUUGGUAAAGUGCAUCCCUCUGCAGUGGGUGAGCUGCUCUCUUCUGGUUGGAGGCUUGCUCUAACUUUGGCCUUUGUCACUCGAGAGAGCUGCUGUUAGUGUUUGACUGAAGCACAGACUUUGGCUCCGCUGUGUUUACUAACCCUCUAAAGCUUUUGUUGUCCACCCCAGGAAAUCAUAACUUUCUCUUAGUUUAUGACUAACAUAAACUGGGAUAAAGCAAAAGAGUCCAAGUGCUCUGUUCAUGUCUGGAUCUUGAAUGGUUGUAUGUUGGUCAUGAUGUGAUUCAACAGUGAAGCCAGAGACUGUUUUCUGCACUCUGGACAUAUGUAUCCAACCAUCCCUCCAUCUGUGUCCAUGCAUUUGGAUGUUUUGUACUUGUUAUAUUUGAGGUUCUUAGAAAAAACUAAAUAAAUAAACAAAAAUUAAAAACCAGUAAACCUGUGUUUUAGCCGUUUUGGUAAAGUAUGGGAUUGUGCAGUUAACAGAUAAAUAUGUCACCUGAGUCCACGGUACAAAUUACCAAGUAGGGUGUUUCAUCAGAUUUACGAAGCCUUUAUCCUGUACUACGCUAAACGGCUGGUCCUCCAGUGCCACGAACUCCAUUAUUUUCCUAGUGGUGGCUUUGGACUUUUCAGUAUUGAUGUCAAACAUAGGAGCCACGGCGGAGGGUUGUUGUGGUCGCUGCGACUCUGCUGCAUCCCUCCUCUUAGCGGCAGUGUAUUCCUUAUAUUUGCUAAACAAGCCUGGGUGCUUCUUUUCCAAGUGGCGUAUUAAGUUUGUUGUUCCAAAUGUCUUAGGCGUUGAUCCUCCACGGCUGACUUUUGACUUGCAAGCAUUACAAAGAGCGUGUUUUGGGUCGCUCUGGCACACAGUGUCAAAUCACCGACAUGUUUUCCUCCUGAGUCUUGCUAAUUUUUAGCAGUUUUGCUCGGAGCUGAUACGCACCGCGCAUGCGGGUCAGUUUGCUCGGGGAAAACCGGAGAGUUACGACAGUGACCGGCCGGUCACCGGUUGGGGCCGGUUGGAUAUAAAACCGGCUUUUUAAAUCGGCGGCCGAUUAAUCGGUGCAUCUCUAGUAGAAGAUGCUGCAGAUGUUUUAUCAGUCUGUGGUGGCAAGUGUGCUGUUCUACGCUGCAGUCUGCUGGGGAGGAAGCAUCAAACACAAAGAUGCAAGACAUCUGAACAAACUGAUUAAAAAGGCUGACUCUGUGGUUGGAUUCAAGCUGGACUCAGUGGAGGAUGAAGUGGAGAGAUCUACACUGAUGAAGGUGGAGACUAUUCUAAAGAACAUGGAUCACCCACUUCACAACACCUCGAUGGACCAAAGGGCCAAUGGUGGUGGACAGCUCCUCUCUCUUCACUGUAGAACAAAAAGAUUCAGAGGAUGUUUUGUACUAAUAGCCAACAAACUUUACAACUCUUCUGUAAAUCGUACAUUACUUUUAGAGCCAUGACAGAUGAGAUGACAGACAUUUGAAUUUCCCUUCGGGGAUCAAAAAAGUUAUCCUUACUCUUAUUCGUAAUGCCAGGAAAACACCUUUUAAAGUUUGAGAUUUGAACUCACUCAGAGAUAGCUGACCCACCUGGAUGGCUUUAUAGUCAGUGGAGCAGGAGUUCAAAUGAUCCCUGUGUCUGACUUAUGCAGCAUUUGGCACUCAUUCUCUAAGACAGCAGAGCUGCUGUUCUUGUGUUUUAUUUUCUGCUUUUUUUCCUGUCAUGAUGCAGUCCUUCAGUCUGCUCCUAAGCAGAAAUUUUCAGUUACACCUCCGCUCAACUGAAUUCCAUCCUCAUCCCCUAACCCCUGUCUGAACCCCCUCCUGCUCCAACUUUGAGCCUUUUCCAUCUAAUCACAGCGUCUGACAGAGAUCACAGGCCUGCUGUCUGAAUGAACUGCUCUGGGGUUAAACCCCGGCGCUGCCCCUGACCGUAUUUAGCAACGUUUGAGAAAAACUAACCAUGAAAGGAGAGAAACGUCCAGGAGGAAUCAAAGAGCCUCUCAGCUGCUUUUAAUCUGAGGAGGAAUUUCACUGCCUUUCAAAAAUGGACCUCUUUUGGGCAGGAAAAGUGUCAGAGUGGCAGCUUUGUUACACCAGAGGCCAUCUCCGGUGUAAACUCAGGAGGAGCAGAUGUGUCGGGCUGAAGUUCUAAUGUGUCACUUUACUCAUUUAUUAAUGAAGUCAGAGCGUCUGAGAGCAUCGACCUCACAUUCAUCAUGUUCCCUUAAAUCCCUGAGUUAAUGGCUCCAGAGUUCACAGCUGCUGUGGAAAUGUGAUAUAUUUACAAUGGUUAUCAUCAGCAAGAAAAAGAGGGUGUGAAACUUUUUACAAAUCAGUGUGACAGGGAUGGUUUUGUUCCAGGUGUCAGAGAGUGGAGUUGUUAAAGAAGCAUUUGAACUCUAACAGGUUUUAUCAUAUUUGAACAGAGUUAGAAAUAAGGAUGACAUUGGUUACUUCAUAACAAUACAAUACAGUGUCUCACUCUGUGAAAAUCGAACUGAUACUUUUUCAUCCACAUUUGAAUGUCUGUGAAGUCAAUACUUAGGUAUCCUGGAUAGUGCAUUCAGGAGUAUAAAUUCAUGGAUAUAUCCUUGAUAAUGCCAUAGGGUUAGUCAAUCUUGUUUUCCUUAAUAGUGCAGCUAGGGUUUUGACAUACCUGAUAUCCUGGAUUUUGCCGUGGGGUUUAUUAGUUACCCUAGAUGUCGCAGCCAGUCACCAUUAUAAAUAGCUGGGUAUCCAGGAGGAGCUAACAGAUGCAUUAACUGGCUGGUAUAAAGGGAUCUCUGUGUUACAUUCAAGAAAACGUGUCCUCAUGGUUCAGAACAAAAGGGAUACGGAACAAAGAGGAUAUACAUGUGACUGUAGAGCCAGUGUGUCUGUGUUGACUUGGAUCAAACCAGAUUAAAGAUUCAUGCAAGGUUUCAGGCUGAUACCUGGGCAGGAGACACUUCACCUGCACAGUCCUGCCCAGGUGUCCCUGAGCCAGGCAUCAAAACCACCAGAGACCAUGAGGACGACAUCUGUGCUCAGAAACUCAGUUUUUCUUCUUUUUGUCUUUUUUCUAAUUUUUCUGCUUCUCCCUCUUUUCUCCUCCUCCCCACUUUUCACCCCCACCCACCAUAAGAGACAAUUUUAUUCUCCUUUGACUCUUCUUCUCUUCUUUUUCUUUGGUGAGAGCUGACACUUACAUGAAAUGUUGUGAUGUCUAUUUUGCAGAUAAUCUAAGUUGGAGUAGCAGACAUCAGUUUUUGUUGUAGAGCCACACCCCUGCACACACACACACACACACACACACACACACACACACACACACACACACACACACACACACACACACACACACACACACACCUGAAGGUUCACUCACAAACUUGAGCCUCACCCAGGUUUAGAGGAGACAGUCUUCAGCUCUGUAGUCCUUUGCUUUGUCCCAGGUGAGAGCCUUAACUCUGGGCUAGUUCAGCUGUCGUUAAUCUGUCCGUGCUCGGUUUAUUCCGAACUCUGUCUGAAUCACCUCAUUUUCCUGCGUUUGCAUCCAUGGAAGUGUUUGUUCUUUAUCUUUUCCUGGAUGCUUCUCAGACUGUCUCUGAUAUAUCACCCUGUGGACUCUGCUCUGUGCCACCCUCUCUGUCGUCAUCAGUAUUUAGAUAACUGUGUGUUUCUGUGUGUUCCUGCAGGAGGCUGACGGUGAUGACAGGCUGGGCCUGCAGGGCGAUGCAGAGGGAGAAAUCGAUGCUGACGCCAAAGCAGACACUCCGGAUGUCCCUCUAUCCACCGCAGAUACGGACAACACUCCACAAUGCCUGAACAAAGCUCUGGAGGGCCUGCCACCCAGGUACACACUGUCUUACACAGAUCAUCAGGAGAGCUGGGUGCAGCCGGCAGUGUUUGCUUCAGUGUCUGCAUGGAUCUAUUUACAUCGUUAGCCUCACUUGUUGAAUUGUGUAUAUCCCCUCUCUUUAUAUGUUAGCUAUAUUUAGGACCCAGUCCAUAAUGAUAUGACUACAAAGUGUGCUAAAUGGGCUUAAAGUGUUGCUGAGUUGAAGAUCUGUCCCUCUGAAAUAAGAUAAAAUGGAGCCUUUCACUAUUUACAGUGAAACUGAGACUCACCGCAAACCAUGAAUGUAGGAGACACAGAAAUGUGCAGUAAACUAAAAUAUGGAGACAGGAUUGUGUUGAAUCAGUACAAUAAAUGGCCUGAAACCCUGUACAGGAGGAGGAGGGAUGUGGAGCAGCCUGAGGUCUGGUUUUAAUGGACUACAGCUCUGAUGUUGCUGUAAGAAGCAGUUUUCCCCCUGAACCAUUAUUAAGAGGACCCUGACAGAGUGAUUGAUCAUACCCUCGUCAUACAUGGAGGUUAAUUGGAUCAGAAAUAGAUUUCAGCCAGCACACUUCUUAUUAAUGCUGUGAAGGAUCUGCAGGAGAAAGUACAUUUUAGUCAACCAGAGGACAUGAAAAGAUGGUUGAAGAUCUUAAUAAUCCACUUGUAAAGUUAGGGAUUUAACCAUUCCAAAAUCUCAUGAUACACUGAUGCCAUGAGAACAAGUCAACAAAAGGAUUAAGAAAAGAAAGAUGAAGAUCAAAUGAAUUUUCUGUACCCCAGAGUAUGUAUUUGGUCCAACCAUUUUUGACUGGACCCUUACCAGCCAACUUAAACAUGGAUGAAUAAAUACAUUUUGGAUUCCCCUCCACUUAACCAGAUUUGCAAGCCACUGGUCCUUCAAAGUCCCAAGUGUUUUGGUUCAGUUUGAGUAUGUUGAUGUUGAACUUGUGGGCUCUGCAGUUUUUAGAUGCAAAGUUGACUCUGAUCUGCAGAAUGUUGCAGAGUUCUUCCAAAAUCAGCUGAGCUAAAGAUUCCUUUCAGCCUCGAUUAACCAGAUCUUAUCAUGAUAAAUCACAGCAGCUUUGCAGGUUUGAAGUCUGCCUAUGGGGCGUGGGAACACACUGGACACACCUACAGCAAACCCAUUAUAAAAACAUUUCUCAUGUACCUGUUGUUCAGGAAAGGGUGUGCACACAAACUUUGAGUCUAGACUCCAGAUGAACCAGGGGUGAAGCUGGAGCGGUUCCUGUGUCUGUGUCUGCACUUAUGUAAAGUCAAACUCAGAAUUAAAACAAACAAAGUCAAUUCAGCAAAUGCAUGAAGGCAGGAGAUUCAGCCCAAAACAACCAGCCUCCAAAAAGCUUCUUUUGCAUGUUUAUAUUCUGAUUCUGAGAGAUGGUUUGCUGCCUGCAGCUCUGGACUGUCACAGUACUCAGUCUGCAGUACUUUGAGUCAGCAGCAUGUGUAGUGCGACGAAGAGGGACCAUGUUUGGUCCACAGACGAGGAGGGCGUGACCAAUGAGUGGAGGCCAGGUCACAGGGCUUAGUGGCUCAGGGUGGGGGGGGGACUAAUCCCUGCAAGCUGGAGCAUCACAGGAGAAGGAGAAGGAGGAGUGCUGCUGCAGAAAGACCUGAGGAAGAACAGACUGCAGAGAAAGACGGGGAGAGAGAGAAAGACAGAGAGUAACAGAUGGAGCAGGUGUAGGAGAGAUGAGGAGGAGUUAUGGCAACAGGUGGAUGGAGUGAGUGAAAUGACAGAGCUGAGAGAGAGAUAAGUGGAUGACUUUGGGUGAAGAGAAGAGAAAGUGAUGGAGCGAUUGUGGAGCAGGCAGACAGGGAGAGGGGGAGAGAGAGAGAGAGAGAGAGAGAGGCCACAGUGCUGAGUGAAGGAAGCAGCAGCAGCAUUUUUCAUGAUGCAGCUGUUUCUCUCCUCCAUUCACUGAGCAGCUUUCUGUGUGGCGUUCAGCUUGUCCCUUUCUUUUGUCUGGGCAGGGAGCUGCAGGCGGUGCUGCAGCUUGCUGCCCAGAAACACAAACUGCAUGAUGUGUUAAAAAAAAUAGUCCAGGGGACGAGGCCCUGGUCUGUUUUUUCAGCCAUGCUGCUGUCCCUGCGGGCAUCACUGGUACAAAGAUCUGAGGACAGAUCCAGAGGAUUAACUAUCAUUAGGCCUGCUGGCUGUGCCAGAUACUUAAAGGCUGCAACACACUGAGCACCUGAACAAAACAAGCUAACAAAGAAGGAGGAAAACAGGCUUUCACUACUAUCUGCUGCGCUGCACUCUCACCGGUCCAUAUCUCCCUCUGGUUUCUGCUGGAGAGGGUCUCAUUUUACAUUUAGAUCGUCAUCACCUCCAUAAGGAUGAUAAUGUAUUAUUAUGCCAGACGGUGACUGAGAAGCUCUGCAGCAUUGGAAAAGAUACACAGACACCAGUCUGUGGGUCCAGCGGUCAAUGGAAAAAAAGUGAGCCAGGAAAUUCUCCCAUAAUUCAGUCUGUGCUGUUGUCAUGAACAGAGAAACGAGCUACAGAGUCCCAAACAAUUACUGCUCCAGCCUGUAAACAUCUUUAUUUCUAACAUGGGGCUCUAUGGGGACUGACUCACUCCAGGACACAGCCUCGUGGGCACUGGAUGAACUGCAGUUUUAGCACUAAAACCUGUCAAGUCAAUGAUGAUUAUCCAAAUCAAAAUGAAGAAUUGAAACAGUAUUUGCAACAUAAUUUAACUUCAUCAGCAACAUCUCAACAUAAGCUUGUGAUAAGAAAUGGGAACAUCAGAGUACCUAGUCCAAAACCCUGUGGCACACCAUUUGUUUACUGGAGCUUUAGUUGGGCAUUUAAACAUGGGGCCCUGUGGGGGCUGACUCACUGCAGGAGCUUGCUUUUAGUGGACAGAGGAGGAACUGCAGCUGUGGAGAUCUACUUUUGGUAUCAUGUUACAGCCCAAAAGGUUGUUUUGGUUCCAGUUUAGCUUGCUAGUAUUAGCAUCUACCUCAAAGAACCGUUGUGCCUCAAAUAAUAAACCUGGACUCUUGGUUUUGUUCAGAGUCUGUCCCUAGAAGUGAUUCAUCUCCUUUCUGCUUUUAGCUGCUCCUCAUGCAGCUAAAAGCAGAAACUUUUAUUUUUAACCGUCAUAAAAUCACAAACUUUACAGCCAAUGAAAUUAAGCCUCUGAAACGGCUUGCAGACUUCCUCCCUUUAUCAGCGUCUGCUGUUGAGCUGAUAGAAAUACACCAUCCAGAUAACUUCUGAGUCUUUGCCAAACACGAUCUCAUAUUUUAAUUUGAUGGCUCUGAUGUUGGUUUUUAUCCAGCCCCUGUUUUAGAACUGGAAAUAAUGACAUGGAGUCAGAUAUCGGUCAUAAAUCUGUCAUAGUAUACACCCUUUGUUUGUUUGUGGAAACUCUUGAAUGGCAAUAAUCACCAUUUUUACUCUCCACAGAUGGAAGAACUACUGGAUACGAGGAGUACUGUCGUUUGCCAUGAUUUCAGGCUUUUGCCUCAUCAUCUACAUGGGACCUAUUGCUCUUAUUUUAGUGGUAAGAGACAGAGAAGAUCCUGCAGUUACAGGCCCAUCUACAUGUUAGCGCUCUGUUUUCUCAUCUCUGAGAUUUUUUAUGUAUUUAUUUGUUUUUCUGCUUGUCUCACAAAGGUAAUGACGGUCCAAAUAAAGUGUUUCCAAGAAAUCAUCACCAUCGGCUACCGAGUUUACCAUUCCUAUGAGCUCCCGUGGUUCAGGACCCUCAGCUGGUAAGAUCAACGCCUCCCCCCAGUAAACUGUAAACAGCUGACACAUGGUGCAGUUAUGUAUCUUUAAACAGGUUUUACCCUGAAAAUGCUGAACUUUUAGGGUCCUGAUGGUACCCCUCAAAGUCCUGCUCUUUUUGACUGGAGCAGUUGACUUGGUUCUUGGUACUGGAUUAUUCCAGACAUCACCUGAAAGUCACUUUUCAUAGCACUCUUUACCAAACCUCAGGAACUAUUUUGCAGCAGCACAACUGUUUCUGAAUCAUUCAGCAUGUGUCAUAUUCUGUAAUUUAAUGUUGUCAUUUAAAGGAGAGCUUUCUGAACUUUUGGAUAUACUAUUGAUUCAGGAGAAGUUAUUCAUCUCUGCUUUAGCUGAAAACACUGUCCUCAUGUUGGCUGAUCCUGUAAAAGUCUGCUGUAGUGAAACACUGACUCAGCUGCAUGAAAGAAACUGAACCUGCAACACACACCUUAUUAACAGGUUACCUUUACCUGCACACACACACACACACACACACACACACACACUCAGAGCGGCACUCACAGAAGACAGGAGCAAAGGUCACUGCCAGGUUGGAAGCAAAUGAAGCUAAUUGAAACUUGCCCCUGAAACCAAGGACACUUGUCAUAGUAACACAAAUACACACACAUGCAAACUCACGCACACAAAAAAAACAAACAGCAGGUGACUGUGGAGAAGCUGGGAAGUUUAGGUUAAAGUGCAGAAAAACAGAAAGUGAGGAAAAGCCUGUUUUUCUGUCUCAGGUAUUUCCUGAUCUGUGUGAAUUACUUCUUCUAUGGCGAGACGCUGGCUGAUUACUUCGGCGCUCUGGUGCAGAGGGAGGAGCCUCUGCAGUUUCUGGCUCGUUAUCACCGUUUCAUCUCCUUUGCUCUGUACCUGGCAGGUGAGUUUCACCUUUAAGAUUUUUCUUUGAACCCACCACUCGUGUUUCCUGUAGAGGGAAUGUAUCUGCAGCAGGAACAGUGUGUUUGUAAAAGACACAUUUAUGCAGAGAGAGAGUUGAAAAUGAUUGGUAUACAGGAGGAGCUUGUUUCUCUUUCAUGUCUUUGGGCUCUCUUGUCCUGAUCAGAUAUUUUAUUUUAACGAUUAUUGAGAAGAAAAUCAGAAAUUUUUUAAAGAAGUUUCAGAAAAAAAGAGAAAAGAAUUUCUAACACAGCAGAAAUUCAUCUAACCUGUCCGCCCCAAACCCUGCACCCUCCGUACACCCCAAAAGUGAUAUGCUAUAGAGCAGGGGUUCUCAAUUACAAAUGUAAAAGGUCCAGAAAAUACAUUUUGAGGAAGUCAUAGGUCCACAGCGCAUGUGUGGUGAAAAAUGUUGGCGUUUUUUAUUUUUUUUAACCUUUUUUAUGUUUUUAUGUAGUUUUAGGCUGGGUGUACUGUACUGUAAUAAUCAGGAGUUAUUGGAAGGCACAAAAACAUUCAUUUUCAGUAUCACACUGAUAUUCUUUCUUACUUAGCAUUACUCAAUAAGAUAAAAUAAGCUUUUUAUUUCAUCUGUUUGUAGCUCAGAAUUUGGGGGGCAAUCUAUCAAAAUCACUUCUCAUAAUGGCGUUUUAUGUUUUCACUUUUUAUCAGAGCAACAGUGCUUUGCACAAAAGACACAUUGGCUUUGUGCUUGAAGGAGGUAAGAUAAUCAUAUAUUUGUCGGUCCAUUCGUCAGUGAAUCAGCGAUUUUCAGUGUCCACCUUUCUCUGAUUUGCCGUUUUGAUGUCGGGUGCUGGGUGUGAGCAACGCUCCUGCUGCAAAGACGUUACCGCUGCCUGUGCCGUGCAAAGAAGACAGACUGAAGGAGGACGAUGUGUGACUGCCGGUUUGCGUAGUUAUCAGCCAAUCAGCGCAUAAUACAAGCGUGAGCAUGCGCACAGUCACACACACACGCUCUCUCUCUCUCUCUCUUGGAGAGUCAGAGAGAGUGCUGUGCCGUGUUGUUGUUUUUUUAUUUUGCUCUGGGUCCACAAAGAGGUGGUCCUAUUGCCGACCCUUGAGUGACCCUGAGUGUAUUUUUGUAAACUAAAAAGGGCACUAGAAGUUUAUAAGUAGUAAACUAAGAGUAUACCAAGAAGUUUACUUUUAAGUAUCCUUCAAGUGUACUUUUAUAAACUAAAAUCGGCCAAUUUAGUCCCAACAAGUUUACCAGUAAGUACACUGGUAUUAUAUUUCUGUAAUUGUACAAAGUAUACUUGGGGAAGUGUACUGAAAUGAUAUUCAUAAAAUGUACUUGAGGUUUACUUGUUUUUGGUAAGGGUGGGGCUCCUGAGUGGUCUGAUCCAGCUUAAACACAAGUAUGAACCUAACUGAGGAUCUUACAAAUGCUGAAGGAUUUAUUAAAUUCAGAUUUGAGUGUGAACACUGUGAGUAAACUGAUAGUUUGAUCAGAUCAUCAUCAGCUGUCCGACACUGAUUUGCUGCUUCUAUAACAGAGCGUCAUCUCAUAACACGUUAAGGGUCUCAUCAGGUUGAGCGCGCACUCACUCCUGAGUGUGGCUGACUCAGUUGUCUUUCAGUCGACCGAGCCGGGCAUCAGCAGCAGUUUUUGGUCUGAACGACACACUAAAGUAGACAGCAUCUUCAUCAUCUUCAUUGGUUUGUCUGCAGAAACAGCUCCCCGAGGGUCUCCGGCUCAGAGAUCAGACAGAGAGGCUUUCACUGCCUCUUAGAUUCAGGACUGAGUUAGCCUCUGAACCCACUGACUCCUGUUUUUUUCUGAAAUGUUUAUGCUUUGUUGACUGUGAUGCAUAUUUCAAUGACCUGUUGGAGACUGACAGCAUGUUGUUUACUCUUUCACAGGUUUCUGCAUGUUUGUGCUGAGUUUAGUGAAGAAACAUUACCGCCUGCAGUUUUAUAUGGUGUGUAUCAGCAGAGUAAACUCUCCUUUUCCUCACUAACCUUCCUCUCCUCCCACUCACUGCUCCUCACCUCCUGUGUUCUCCCCCUGAAAACUCACUUUGUGCUCAGACAUUGUAGAAAUCAUUUCAAAAUCAGGCUUUUUAGAAAUCAAAUCUUUCUGCUUUUAAAUGGCUUUUAAUUCUUACUGUUGUUUUAAUGUCAUAGUUUGUAAAGGGCCAUCCGCCUCAGUGUGCUGUUUGUCUGACCGACUGUAAUUCUGCAAUGGUUUCAGCUUCAUUUCACUUCUCAUGCAUCUCUUUGCUUUUUCCUGCUGCCAUACAUUCUGCACCAAGUCCUCAACCCUGAUUCAUAAAAAAUGACUGAGUAAAACGUAGGUUUGUUGAAUGGAGGUCAGAUCAUCAUGUCUGAUGCAUUCAGGGAAGUCUGUAAAUCUAAACUCUGAUUGUCCCUGGUGACUGAGCAUCAGUCAGAUUAGUGUCUUAGUGUAAAUGUUUGAUCUAGAACAGAUUGUUAGCUGACCUUCAUGCAGAUAUCAGUUUCUACAGAGACAGAAAUCCUCCUUAGAUCACCAACCAUGAGAGCUGGAGGUCUUUAUAGAGGACUGUGUUCCUCUUGCUCUUGCUCUCCAUACUGACUGAUUCUCCAGCAGACACUAAAACCUGCUCACACCUGAUUGGUGCACACUACUCAGACUAAACUCAGAAACCAGAACACUUCAGAAAACCCAAACCCGGAAAACCCAGACCCUGUUUAUGAAACUUAUGUUUUGUUGAACCGUAAAGUUCUAACCCACCUUAAAUACUCAUUCCUCUUUUUGUUAUAGUCCUUUUAGGAUAAUUUUUCCCCCAAAAUAUUUCUGACUCUCAUCCUUAAAUAUCUAACAGCUUUUCUGUUUGCUGCCUGCUCCCCCUCCCUCUCUCUCUCUCCCACCCCCCACCCCGUCUCUCAUUCUGUCACCUGUUUUCCUCCUUGUCAUUCACCUCAUCUGUCCAUUUGUAUGAUUUCAUGAUUUCUGACACCAGCCGACGUUCUGAUCCGCCGUGCCACAUUCCAGUGCAGUGACGCUGUGGUGUUUGUGUUUGUGUUUGCCAUUCCAGUUUGCUUGGACCCAUGUGACCCUGUUGAUUGUGGUAACUCAGUCCCACCUUGUCAUUCAGAACCUGUUUGAAGGGAUGAUCUGGUAAGCAGGACACAGACAGACAGACAGACAGACAGGGGGAAAGCUGCCAUGUUGUCUUUGAGAGUCACUGCACAUGUGUGGUGUCAUCACUGUUUGGCGCUCAUUAUGCCGGAAAAUAAUGUUUCAGUGACGCAACAAAAAAUUCAUUUAGAAGUGAUUUUCCAGAAAAAAACAAAAAUAUGAUAAUUUUUCUGUUUAAAGGGAAGUUAAAUUCCAUGGUCACAUACAAACAGUCAUAUUUACAGCCAGGCUUAGGUUGGAUCAGAUUCUGUCCUGGUGGUGGUCUGACCUUCUCUCCUGGCGUCCUGGCGUCAACUUCAUUUCUCCAGGUUCAUUGUCCCGAUCUCCAUCGUCAUUUGCAACGACAUCAUGGCUUACCUGUUUGGAUUCUUCUUUGGGAGGACGCCUCUUAUCAAGGUGAGGCAAACGUUUCCUGUGUCUUUCUAGUUAAGUUUCAUAUUUGGGAAUUUUAAAGGUGUUUCUGUCAUCUAUCAGUUUUAUAAAUGCGGAUGUAUCUCACACUGUAGUUAUACACACUUCCUUAUCUGGGAGAGCAUGAGCUGAUCGUUGACCAAAAUGUUCCUCUUUAGGAUGGAGAUUGAAAGUAUUCUCCAUGAUUGAAUAAUUGAUCAAUAAUUGAUUUUCCCUGUGACAGUAGAAUACCAAAUCAUGGCUUCUUCACAGCAGCGGACUGAGACAGAUAUCGACAAACAGAGCAGGUUCAUAAAAUAGUGACACAGGCUCUUGGCUCUUUUAAAAUUAGAGUUUCUGUUCAGACUUGAGGUAGAACUUGGAUUUAAGCUGACACAGUUCAUCAGGAUGCCUGUGCUCCUCACAGAGCAAGUGGAUUUUACUGUUAGUCACUACAAUGCUGAUGUUGUAAACACUACAACCCAAGCCACAUAUAUCAGCAUCAACCACAAGAGGGUUGUUAUUGAACUCUGGAUCCAGGCUGAUCCCAUUUUGUUCAUGUGUGUUUGAAAGUAAAGAACCCUCUGAUAUCGGGUCAGUACAGGUGUGAAUGGAUUCAGCCGGUCUGAUCCUGAUCAUCCAGCUCCAUCCUGGAGAGUUUGAAUCAGACUAACCUGCAGGUUUUAAAGUAAACACAGAGCCCAGAGUCUCAUUAGGUCAAAGUUGAAACUCCCCCUCAGCUCUGAGAAGUUUCAGAAAUGAAGGUUUGAGUGUUUCUGCUGCUCUUUAUUCAUCCACACAGGAGUCUUUCAGUAACCCAGAGGACAGUGGGAUAAAGGAGGUUUCUGUAAAAUCACAUGUAGUUUGCGGCCAGGCUGAUGUCACGUCCAUAUGAAAGAGUCUUUGUUUCUGUCCCUCCUCCUCCCCCCUGCAGCUCUCCCCCAAGAAGACCUGGGAGGGUUUCAUCGGAGGCUUCUUCUCCACUGUGGUCUUUGGCUUUAUCGUGAGUACACGUCAUCUGUUUUUACCAAACUCUCACAUGAUCUGAGUAGUUUUGCUCCUCAUAGUCUUUCUAUUUCAUUUCUUCCUGCAGUUUAAAGCAACAGAAACUCUUUAAAAACUUAAUUACAUUCUGUGAUCCCACUUUUACUGAUCAGAAGUUCAUAAGCAUGUAGCUGGUGGAAUCUGGUCACACAAACCAGAUCCAGUCUGAUGCAGGAUUAUAUCCCAGCAGAUUUUAGAGUGGGGGAUUCCAGAGAUUGCAGGUAUGAUAGUUAAUAUGAUAAGAUCUUAGAGCAGUAGUGAAUUUUUGGGCUGUGCAGUAAUAUGAAUGUGCCAUAGUUUUUCUAUCACAUUCACAUGAUGCUGUUUAUGACAAUAAAAACUCAGGGCCCGAUGCUGCAGGAUUGUGCUGCUUUUGCAAAUGAGACACGCGGAGUCGCACACUAUGUCAGAUUCAAAAAGCACAUCGAAAGGGUUCAACGCAGCAGAGACUGCACUGUUCAGGUGCUGUCUGCACAUAUUUCAAUGCAUCAUGAUAAGAGGGAUCAUAGUCAGCACAAGGUAUCGCUCCUAAACCUAUGCAUUAUCAGGAUGGAUGGACUGAAGGAGACCCCCUUCCCUUGCAGAGUGUGCAUUAAAUGCUGCAGGGGGUCAGAUGUGAGAGGCAAAGAAAGACAAGAUAUCCUCUAAAUAAUAAAUAUUGUUUGAUGAUCUAAUACUGAUUAAAAAUGGAGAAAAGCACAUUUCAACAAACAUCCUGUAUUUGACACAGGUUCUGGGAUUCUGUCCUUAUUUAUUUUAUCAGAAAAAUGAUCAUGUAUUCAAUCAUUUAAGCUCUGUGUGUCAUACCUGUAACAGGCCUGGAUCAUCACCCAGGUGCAGGUAUCAGGUGGUGGUAUUAGACCCAGAGUAUUAAUAUUGAGGUUUCUGUUUGUUUGAUGUGUUUUCCCCUUAGCUGUCCUACCUCCUGUCUCAGCUUCAGUACUGUGUGUGUCCUGUGGGCUUCAACAGUGAGACCAACAGCUUCAUGGUCGAGUGUGAGCCAUCGGACAUCUUUGUGAUACAGGAGUACACACUCCCUGCUGUGGUGCAGAACACUCUGAGUUGGGUAAGACUGUCUUUUUAUUUUUAAAGCAUCAAAAUCCAUCUCGAAAUGUCCAAUUUUAGGAUCAGGUUAAUAUGCACAGCAGGUCCCUCCGUCUUAGGCAUGACGAUGCCUCCUUAACAGAAAUAAAAUCACUGAAAUACCCUUAAAAACUUUACUGUAAGAAAAGAAUAAUUUUGAUAUCAUAUAAUAUUGAAAAGUAGUUUUAACAUGAGUUAGUUUUGUAUUAUUCAGCUGCACAACAAUGAUCUGAACUUUCCUGUGUGUGGGUCUUCAAAAGGUCCUAAAAUGUCUUGAACUUGAUUUUAAAAAGUGUAAUUACCCUUUGCUGCACCUUAAUCUCCUGUAACAGGAUCCCUGGCAGCAGAAAAAAAUGCAAACUUUCCUCUCAAAGUCUACCUGAAAACUUUGUUCAGAGUGUGAACAUUUUGCUCGCUGAGGUCACCUUUUAGAUCUUUAGAUAGUUAGUACAAACAUUGUUGAUAACAUGCAGCUAAAAAUCUAGAGGUGAAUAAAAUCCUGUUAAAUCCCCUUGAAUCUACCUGGUUUCAUCAGUUUUUGUUUGUUAAUUGUAUUUCUUCAAAAGUUUAAUAUACUGUCAAAACUGAGUAGCUCAAUGAAAUUUCUCAUAAACUGCUCUGCCGCAGCUUGAUUAUCUCCUCUCUGCUUUGAUAACACUUUGGACAGCCAGGACCUGAGGAUGACUCUUCUUCACUGCUGUCUGAAUCACUUUUUUAUCUUUUUUCUCAUCUCUUCCUCAGAAAACGGUGAACCUGUACCCGUUUCAGAUCCACAGUAUUUUCCUCUCGUCAUUCGCCUCUCUCAUUGGACCAUUUGGCGGCUUCUUCGCCAGCGGCUUCAAGCGAGCCUUCAAAAUAAAAGUGAGGGAUAUCACUGUUUCUUCCUUAAAUUCUCUUUGUCUGUGAUUUUUACCUCAUUGUUUACAGUCAUGUUUAUUUCUAAUUAGCAUCUACAGUUGGUACAUUUUCCAACAAAGCAAUAAUCAAGAGGACACUGAAGACACAGCUCUCCUGGAGAAACCGUAUUACUGUAGGGAUCCUUUCUGUCACUGUUUCAGACACUCAAAAUAACAAUCUUAAACUGUCAGGGACUAAAACACAAACUUUUCUUUAACUAUAUGAGCUCGAACUCUAAAUCUCUCUCGGGGGUUUGGACUCCGUGUGUCUGUGAAGUCCUGAUUCAAAUGUUGAAUUCAGCUUCAACACUCCUUCAUUCAAGGCCCUGUUUAUCUACAGUGCAGUGAUUGGAGCUCCACCCAGACAGUUUCAUUCAGACCUCUGAAUAUGUCAGGAGCUGGUCAGACGACUUUAACUGCCGCGUGGAGCAGAGAUUUUCCUUAAAGUGACAGUAACCUCUGCUUUGAGUAAUCCUGCUCAUGUGUGCAGGCUGUGGAGGUGACCAGCACCCCCUCACAUUCACUCUGUCAGUCAGGGGGUUUAAGCAGCUUGUUACAGAGCUUCCUCUGACAGUACACCAGUUCAAGCUCAUGUAAUCAGCACGGUGACGGUAUCAGGGUUUGACAGGUGAUCUUUGCUAACAGCGGCAUCCAAACACCAGUGCAGAAUUGUGAAAAUAACCCUCCGAUAAAGACAGAGAAGAAACACCUCAGUGCUGAUCUGAUAUAGCUGGUCUCUUCUCUGCCACAGGACUUUGCCAGCACUAUCCCAGGUCAUGGAGGCAUCAUGGACCGGUUUGACUGUCAGUACCUGAUGGCCACCUUCACACACGUCUAUAUCGCCAGCUUCAUCAGGUAAGAACAUGAUCCAGUAAAAUUUCAGGUGGUGAAAGCUUCAACAGCCAGACAAGAAGCAGCAGAAUGAGCCUUUACCCUGUUUUACAGAGACCUUACUCCUGCAGGUUUCUACAUGUCCUCACCAGAAUUAGCUUUCCUUUUUUAUUUACUAUCAAACUGCAUUUCUCCAAAUAUGCUGAGGUAACAUUUGGUUUUGGUCGGUUUCCUCCUCAAAAACAAAAAGUGCAGCAACAGAAAAUAAACUAACAAAUGUCAGAGAAAGUUCGAAACCCUGAACGCUUCUGUCAGUCCUGACUUCUUCAAACUUUCAACAGUUUCUGCAGCUCCAAAAAAAAGAGUCAAAAUGCUGUGAGAGUGUUUCUAAAACAGAAUGUGAUGGUCUGCUAAACACUUAAAGACUGUUUUUGAAUGAAGACAACAAGAUUGAACUUAAACACCGAAAUAUUCUCGUUUAAAAAAAGUUCUCAGAGGAACACUCAAACAGAAAAAAAGUUCAGCACAGACAGGACUCUAGAGUGGACAUCACUGCAUGGGCUCAAAAUCACUUCAAAAACCAUUGUCUGAACACAGCUCAUCACUACAUCCACAGAGUUUUUUUUCGUAAACUCCAGAAACUGGUCUCCUGGGUUCAAUAAGGUAUACAGUGGUGUUAGUCUUCAACUUUAAAUGAUCUGCUAACCACCAGUUCUGUUUCUCUGUUUUCGCUGAGAUCAUAUAUGUGAUUGUUAUCUUACAGAGGACCGAACCCAAGCAAAGUGCUGCAGCAGCUGUUGAUGCUUCAGCCUGAACAGCAGCUCAGCAUCUUCCACACUCUGAACACACACCUGAGAGAGAGAGGCAUGCUGCCCCCGGCUGCUGCACAGGCUGAGUGAAACACUGCUGGCUACAAGCAAGGAUGACUGGAGAGCAUAUAUGAGGGUUUGGAGAGUUUGUGUAAGCAUGCACGCACAGACACACACAUAUACACUCAUAAAGAUGGCUGUUUGAUUUGUGUGUGAACCAAAGCCAUUCACAGAGCUUCCAUCGUCAUCCUGCUGGCUCUUUAUUUGACUUAAAAUCAGCUCCAAAUCCAGACUCUGGACCUGAGGUGACUCUUCAGACUACAGGGUAAACCUUGUAGGAAAAAAACACAUCAACACAACUUAAAAAAAAAAAAAAAGAAAACAGGCAGCUUUGUAGCUUCCAGCUGGACCUGCGCACAAACUACAAAAACACACACUGAAGUUCAAACCGAAGGAACUGACAACAGCUCAUGACUCCUCUGCACAGACAGAUGGUGGAUGUGCAGUUUACAUGUGGACGCAGAUCUUGCACUGACUCUAGCUGAACAAAGAGUUUCAGAAGCUUUUACCAGCAGAAACUGGGCCCAAAGAGAGGGGCAGGUGGACCUGCGCUACAGCAAACAGACUGAUGAGACUCCUCUGUGUUGGUUUGGGUGGAGAAACCAUGCAGCAGAAACAAACUGUUGACUCUGUUUUAUAGACUCUUCUCUAUUUAAAGCUCCUAACCUCACUGCGUAACAAAAACAUGUAGCAUGUACGCCAGUCCUGCUUAACCAAGCCAUGUUUAUCUCCUCCUCCUCCACCGUGUGAACUGUAGCUUUUAGUUUUCUGUCUGAAUCUAAAAAAGUUGCACAAUAAAAGUCAGCCAAGUUUGACUGUAGGCAUGCUAACGCAGAAACUAGAGCAUCAACACUUCAGCUUCAUCUAAUGUACAUAGAUAUACUGGAAAUAUUUAUCUGAACAAAUACUAUGACAUACUAUAACUACUUAUGUGACCUGCUGCAGAAAAAAAAAAACACUUUUUAGCUUUGAGAAAUGAUAUGCAAAAAGAGUCUUACAUAGCCUUUAGCAUGAUUCAAGUAGAUUUUUAAGAUUAAUGUAGGUUUGAUAAGAGGUUGCUGCUUUUUAGAGGGAGUGCUGGGUGAGCCUUUAUUAACAGAGGGGUGAAAGGAAGAGUUUGACAUCUGGGAGGAAAGAGCUUCAUUUUUGCUGGGAAAAUGAAGAAUUUGAUCUUUUUCAUGUCUGAGUGUUUGGUCUGGAGGCAGUUAGCCUCAUUAAUAUUCAGUCUGACUGACACUGACAGUGUAGUCUUUCUUUCAAAUGAACGACAGCAGUCUGUGUGGGUGGAAGCUCAUAUUAGGGAUGCAUGAAAUCCUCAAGAGCCCAAACUUGACAUCACAGUUAAUAUUUUAUGUUAUUGAAGUCUGAUUUAUUGCAGUACACGUGUUUGAACAGGAAGAACGUGUUGAGACUGAGGUCUGUUUUGCAGGAAUUUCUUGCAAAUUUGAGAUAAAAUGUCAAACUCCAAGAAAACAGAAUAAGACAUUUUUGACAGUAAUUUUGUAAUUCUGAGAUCCAAACCAGAAUUCUGAUUUUGUUUUCAGAAAUCUGGGUUCAAAGUCAGAAUUCUGAACCUAAAAAGACAAGAGUCAAAGACGAUUUCCUUUCUUCUAUUUUGAGGAUGUAAUGUCACAAACAUACACACCAUUUUUAACUCCGACCUCAGUUUUCUUUUAUAUACAACCACCUGUGUUGGUAAAAGUGUGUCACAGCCUUGACCAUGUUUGUCCUGUAUGGAAAUGUAAAGGUUCAGGCAUGUGUUGCCUGCCUUUAAGAGGAGCUCUAUUUGAAAAAAUGCUUCUGUGCGCCAUACUGAAAGACAGAAUGUAUUAUAAGAAAUAAGUUAAACAGAACCCUCUGCUUUCAUUAUGUAUGCUAGGCCAAACUAACUCCCUCCCUUGCUGUGAAACCAGACUUCAUUUACUCUCACAUGAGUUUGAUGGCCGUUGUCUUUCUACCUCUCUGACAGAAAGGGUUUUGAUUCUUCAAAUGUUGAACUGUUCCUUUAAAAUGUUCUUUCUGUGUCCUCCAACUCGAGGUUUGUGUAAGGGUGAAAAAACUUCUUAUGCAUUAAAUCACUGUUAAAUUAUUUAGCUUGAAUGUAGUUUCAGAUCUAGGAUGUUAUCAAUGAUAACGUCAGAUUGAAGUACAUGUAGUGUGUGUGUGUGUGUAUUUACAGUAUCAAAACACUACUGUAUGUACAUAUAUGAGCUCUGGUACUGUGGGCCGAGGUUUUAUCAGCAAUAUUUGAUUUUUAUGCAAAGUGAGGUUUGACUCCUCCGAGUGUGGGCCGGUUGAUCUACUUCUGCGGGGAGUCUGAGACAUUCAGAGAGUACAUUUAUGCAUCAUGAGACUGUCACAGCGCUGCGUUUGUGCAGAUCCUCUGAUUUAAUUUAAGAGACAACUGUUUACCAAAGCACUGUCUGAUGAACACUGAUUUCUGUCUGUUUAUUGAAGAAGCUCUGCCGCCCUCAGCCAGACUCUCACCAUCCUCUGACUGCUUUGAGAACCAGGAAAUGGUGAGAGUUUGAAUCUGCAAGUCUGAAUCUGUUUGAAUGUGUGUCACUUUGACUCUACUCACCUCCUGUGCUCAGACCCUUAGGAGGUUUGAACAGAUUUCUUUGGAGCAUUUUUGCUGGUUUGGAGAAGAAAAGGGUGCUGUGUUGAUUUUUGGGACCAGCUGUUUGUACUGUAUGAACCUGCUUUACACAUUUUUGUCCUUUUCAACCUUUACUAUCAAAAAAAUCAGAUCAUGCUAGCAUCUGGAGGAAGUUCAGACAGACGCAAAAAUCACCCAAAACACACAAUCGGCGGUCACAUGACGUCUGCUUCUUCAACAGCUGUUUAACAUGCAGAGUCUGGAGUGUGCGGCCAGUAUUAUUGAACAAUUUCACUGCACAAAUAACUGUCCGUUUAUCUUUUAAAUUCUCAAAAAAUCUUCCUUUGAGUUUCUCAUGGUGCAUGUGGCUCCUGCUUUGCUUAGUAGACCUGGUAUCAGACUGAGAAAAGCAGCAAAGCUCUUAAAAUUAAGAAUAAGAGGCCAAUUUAAUCUGGAUUAUUAUGCAAAAUGAUAAUGAAUAUUGCAUAAGAACACUAAACUGUAGAGCCCCCCUUUAUAAAGUCUCAUUAUACUAACUGACAUAAAAAAAUAAAAAUAAAAAUAAAAACAUCAGAGGACUUCCCAAAUUUAGCAGUGUAAAGCACCAUCACCGAGAAAAAUCAUGAACAGCAGAAUAGUGAAUCCAUUUCUAUUUAACAGUCAAAUGGAGAAAAUGCUGAAAUGAAGCUGUUUCAACUCUAAUGUCACAUUUUGGCUCAUAGACAAUCAGACAGGAUCAUAAUUCUAUAGAUACUAUUAUUAUGAGAUUAAAAUCCUCCAAACCGGACAUAAUGUCAGGUUCAAAGUAAAAUCAAAAAACAGUAAAAAUGUGAAAUUGUUCAUUUUCAGAGUAAAGACGAAUCAAAUCCUGUGAUUUUUAAAAUAUUUUCUUAAUUGGUUACCCAAAAUGAAGAGAAAGUCAAAUACUCUCCAAACACUCCAGACUCCAGGUUUCAGUUUUUUCUUUAGAGCUGGGGCCUGUUCUACGAAGCAGGAUUACUGCUUAGCAAGGUAACUUCGAGGGUAAGUUCGGGGUUUCCUGUUCUACGACGCAGGUUUACUUCUUAGCAAGGCGAGUCUCCAUGGCAACGUACGCUGAACGACUAACCUGCUCCGGGGCAGGUUAGGUUCCAGAUUGAACUCAUCGAGUAUAAAAACCCCGCCCACUGGCCAAUGAGCUCUCUCGAAAAAUGGCUUGUCCGUUCUUGUAGGAUCCUAUACACCUCGGUGCUGGCAUUGUCCGAGGAGCACUCCGGUGCGCGAGAGCUGCAGGGACUGCACGGACCCACUUACUUUUCCGGAUGACCACCUUUAUGAAAGGCUUAUAUGGCAUACAUAUCACACAAAAAAUGCAAACACGAUCGAAAUGAACAAAUUAGUGAUUCAUCUUGGAAAUGAAUUAGACAUGUCUGGUGCAUGUUAAAAGCGCAUGUUGAACAGUGCUAUUUCAGGGUGAUGAUGGCAUCAAGGACUUUUUGCGCACUAUACUUAUGCAUUGAGACUGUCGGCGAUUUUCUGCUUUUUCUGCUUUUCUGCUUUUGAGGUUUAUGAUAGAUUUGAAUUCUUCAUACUUUCUCAUGAUCGUCUCCUGCUCCUCUUUGGAAAGUACGUGGUCUUUCGCUCUCUGGCCUGCUCUGACGCGCCAGACUGGUCCAUGUUCCCAAUUGGUCAGAUACGGCAGAAUGGAUCCACUUACGAGGUUGAUAACCAGCGUCGUAAGACCGUUUAGCGAGACCGGUGGCUACCACGCUAAGUUGAGCGAAGUAACUCCAAGGCUACCUCACUAGGUUGAACCUGCUUCGUAGAAUAGGCCCCAGAUCUGAGCGCUUUUUUGUGUGUGCUUUAAUUUAUAUUUUUAUUCCAGUCCUGAGGCUGAAACGCUCGAGGGUCAGAGUUUAAAGUAGGAAAGAAAACAAGAUUUUAGGAGCCAAAAAGUCUGAUAAUGAUGCACUGCAGAUGUUUGGGGUUUUUGUCUUUUUAAUUUAUCAUUUUGUGAAUAUUUUGUUUGACUUGCUUUGAGCAGAAAUGUUUUCUAAUAAUGGAGAUCUUAAGCUUCUGGAGUGGAUUUCAGAUUAUUGUAAAGAGAAUGGGAUGGUAAUAUAUUUAGGGAAAAAACUUAAUAAUGUGCACCACACAGAUCUUGGUAGGGAUGCUGUAAAGAUGUUUACUGUAUAGAGGUGAAUAAAGGUUUGUUUCUCCUAAAU
Messenger RNA from Xyrichtys novacula (pearly razorfish), 30416 nucleotides. The record is from the annotation of a GenBank genome assembly. Lineage: Eukaryota; Metazoa; Chordata; Actinopteri; Labriformes; Labridae.